UUUUCGCUGGCCAACAACACACACACACCGAAAAGUGCUGGCUCGCGUUAAAAAAUUGCUGAAAACUAGUGAAAAUUCCAAGGGACACAGUGCCUGGGAUAUAGUGAGAUAUAUUGCAGUGAUUUAGUGCCAGAGAUCGGGGGAUAUGUUCGCGAAGGGCCAAGGCAGGUGGCCAGAACCGAGCUAACGGGCUAACGGGCUAACGGGAUAUGUGCUCGAGUGCGUGUGAGUGUGUGUGAGCGCCGCAGGAAAGUAGGCUACGAAAAACGCAUCGCCUGGUAUUUAUGUCGCGCUCCCGCUCGAUCGACCCCCGCCGUCAUCAUCAGCAGUUAGUAGAUCACAAUUAUCGGGGCAUCCGGGGCAAUUAUGGCCUGGCUCCUAACCAGAUUCCUGGCCUGCUGGCGCCUCUGCCUGGGCCUGCUCUCCGUUCUGGUCUGUUUGGCCCCUUGUGUCAAUCUGCAGCCAGCCGAGAACAUCAACUACAAUCUCGUUCACUCGUGGGCCGACAAACUGGGCACGGAGCUGUUUCAUCUGGGCGAUUUCAUCACCAGGCGCAAGGAGGUUCAAAAUCAUUUCAAGGACGCAAAAGUGGUAUCACGGAAUGGUGCCUCCAUUGUCGAUUCGAUGGCCAAGGAAAUCGAAAUGAUGAUGGAUCUCAAGGUCAGCGCUGUGCGGCGCAUUAUGGACACGGCUGAGAAUACGGCUCUGUCGCAUCAGAAUGAUAUGGCGGACAAGAUGUUCUCCUAUUACAAUGCCAAGGAGAUGCUGGAGCCCGGUGAUCCCAUACCGCCCAUACCCACGCCAGCUCCGGACAUGGACAAGGAUAUCGGGGAGCCACUGAUCUAUGUGCAGCCAAAGGUGGUGGUCUUGGAGCCACGCCCGGAGUUCCACAACACUCCGGUCAACUUUAGCGUGAGCUCGGUUCACGUCCCGGUCAAUGUGUUCGAUCGAGCACCGGAUGUGAUAAAAGCAAUUCAGUGGUCGGAGAAUUUGGAUCAGAUAUUCCGCGACAAUUACAAAAACGAUCCGACAUUGUCGUGGCAAUUCUUUGGCAGUUCGACUGGUUUUAUGCGUCAAUUCCCUGCAUCGAAGUGGAAUAAGGACGUACCGGUCGAUCUAUACGAUUGCCGCCUACGCUCCUGGUACAUGGAGGCGGCGACGAGUCCGAAGGAUAUCAUUAUCCUGAUGGAUGGAUCCGGUUCAAUGUUGGGACAGAGGCUAGAUAUCGCAAAGCAUGUUGUCAAUACGAUACUCGAUACAUUAGGUACAAAUGACUUUGUGAACAUCUUCACCUUUGAUAAGGAAGUGAGCCCAGUGGUCGGAUGUUUCGAGGAGACACUCAUUCAAGCGAAUCUGGGCAACAUACGUGAACUGAAAGAAGGGAUUGAAUCGUUUAAGCCCAAAUCGAUUGCCAAUUAUACCGCUGCAUUGACAAAGGCAUUCGAGAUAUUGGAAGAGACCAAGUCGUCAUCGCGCGGGGCGCAGUGCAAUCAGGCGAUCAUGAUCAUUGGCGACGGGGCGCCGGAGAACAAUCGCGAGGUCUUCGAGUUGCACAAUUGGCGUGACCCGCCGUACAAGCCGGUCCGUGUGUUCACCUACCUGAUUGGCAAAGAGGUGGCCAAUUGGGAUGAUAUACGGUGGAUGGCAUGCGAGAAUCAGGGCUACUAUGUCCACCUCAGCGACACCGCCGAGGUGCGCGAGAUGGUCUUAAAUUAUAUUCCAGUUAUGGCCCGUCCCCUGGUCUUGGGUAGGCACGAUCAUCCGGUGAUAUGGUCCCAGGUCUAUGCGGACAUCGAGGACACCAAGCUCUCCGACUAUUUGUGGGACAUCAAUCAGUGCGAAUACCAGAAGGCCGAUGUCCUUGAAUACUGGCAGGUGCAUGACCGAAUGCUGGAGCCCAGCGAGAUGCACCGACGGAAGUACAGGCGAAUGAAGGAGACCUGGAACCAGCCCGUGGACUCGAAUGUCUAUCAAUUUAUGACCACCGUCUCGAUGCCCAUCUACGACCGACGCGAGAACGCGCUCAUUAAUCUAACGACCGAUAUAAAUCCGGCUGCGAAAAUAAACCUUCAAGUUACAAGAAUUGCCAACAUCCUGGGCGUGGCCGGCACGGAUGUGCCCAUCAAUGAAAUAAAGAAGCUGCUGUCGCCGUUCACGCUUGGCGUGAAUGGCUAUGCGUUUAUAGUAACCAACAACGGUUAUAUACUAUUCCAUCCAGACUUUCGUCCAAUUUUCCAAGGCUACAUUUUGAAGCCUUCGUACAAUAGCGUUGACAUGAUUGAAGUCGAGCUGUUGGAUGACGAUCGACCCGCCAGAGACUUCAAUCCAGUGCUGAUGACGAUAAGAGAUUCUAUAAUCAAUCAAUCAACAGGCAGCAAAUGGAUGUUGGUCAAGAAUCAUUUCGAUGAAAUGAAACGGGUAACUCGCAUAAAACGUCAAUAUUACUGGACGGCCAUCAAGAAGACACCUUUCACUCUGGUCAUUUCCUAUCCGGAGCAGUAUGGUGUCAGCCGCUUGGACAUUCGUACCGAUCAGGAAAUCCAUCGCAUGAAUGUCGAAGGCACAAAUUUGCGCAGCUUUUUUGCUGGCAAGAAAUGGAAAAUCCACCCAGAUUGGCUAUUCUGCAAGCACAGCAACAGGACAUUCAAGACGCCAGAGAUCGAACUCCUGUACUUUCUCGAGCGCAUGUCUGAGCCUGGCUGGCGAUGGCCGGGAAGCCGUAGUGCUAUGCCCCCAGAGCACGCAGCCGCCAUGUUCUCUAACAACUCAUCAACUGGCCGCUAUCCAUCAAUCAAUGAAAAAGAAAGCUACUAUUGCGAUCGGCAGCUGAUGCAGGCCCUGGUCUUUGAUGCCCAUGCCACCGACUGGUACGCCAACACCACCAGCUUCAUGGAGGACAAGAUCACCACAAGCGCAUCAAGCCCAAUAGCCGUUCUAAUGGGUUUGCUGCCAAGGCACGAGUUCAAGCAGCGAUUCGGAGUCACUGUUGCCUUCCUGGCCACCCACAGCGGCCUCACCCGCUGGCAUGAGUUUCACUCAAACAAUGCCGAAGAAUCUGGAGCCGGCGAGACCUUCAGCAAAAACAACACGCGGGCCAUCGACGAGAUUUGGUAUAAGCGGGCCGUUGACCAGCAUUUUGUGAGGGAAGAAAGCUUUGUCUACUCGGUGCCCUUCGAUGCGGGUGAGAGCAAUUCGGAGAUCCUGGUCACGGCCAGUCAUGCCGUCUUCCACAGCGAAGGGGGCAAGUCAGCACCUGCUGCAGUUGUUGGCUUCCAGUUUCAACACUCGGCGCUCUACAAACUCUUCCACAACAUCACCGGCAAUGCCUGUGCCGUGGAUGACAAAGACUGCUAUAUACUGGACAACAAUGGCUAUGUGGUCAUCUCCACGCGCGUCCAUGAGACGGGUAGAUUCUUUGGCGAGGUGAACGGACCGAUUAUGAAGCGGCUGCUGGAGGAGAAUGUGUACAGGCGGGUGGUGGUCUACGAUUACCAGGCGGUCUGCUUCGAGUCCAAGAAUGACAACAAUGCCUCAAGCAUGCUGCUAUCGCCACUUUUCCAUCUACUGCGCGUGGGCAAAUGGCUGCUGCAUACGGCGCUGUGGUAUAUUGUACAACUGUUGCAGUGGGCGCCCGGAGUGUCCAGCCACUAUGCGGACAUGUACGGCGACUCCAAUGACACAGAGCCACCGCCACCGCCGCCCCCAGAGCCGGAGCGCCAUGCCCAUGGCAAUGGCAAUGGGCAUGGGAAGAAGAACGAUGAUGAUCACUGGCUGCGGUAUCUAACGCUCCACAGGACGCGGCUCAAGCCCUGCGACAUGCAGCGUGAACUGUACACGCUAUUUAACGAGAAGGACAACGUUGUCUACAAUAUGACAGCCCAUGCAUGUGAGCGGCCAUUUGUCGUCCUGCCCAUUCCGUUGAGCAACCUCAUCUUGCUGGUCAUUGACCAGCUGUGUCCGCGGGACGCCACGCUCGUCCUGACGGUAAAUCCGCAGCACAUCGACUACCACCUGUCGAUCAAUGACUCGCUGGCCUGCUUCAAGCAGGCCCGAGAGUUCAAUCGCGUGCGACCCCAGAGCUGCAUCAGUCGGCAUGCGAAUGAGAGCAGCAUCAAGCUGUGCGGCAAGGCCUGCUCCGUGUACGCAAAUCUGGGGCUCCUGCUCCUCUGCCACAUACUGAGUCGCUGGCUGUAACGUCGGCCCACAAUGGGAUUAGCUUAAAUCUAGGCAAUAUACAUAUAUACACAUAUAUGUUUUUGUAUUAUAUACGGUAGAGCCAUCCGAAGGGAGAUGGAGAUUUUUUACUCUAACGCUUGAGCGCAGUUCAAUAUUUUUCGGUCACCUAGAGAAACUUUUCCAAAUUAGUCCUUAAGUAGCUAAAUACAAGUAUCCGUUUCGACCUCUGCGUUUGCUGUUGAGAGCGGAACAACACAGUGAACAACGGGCAGUGUGUGCCGCCGGUGGGCUGGGCUCAUUGUGUAGACCUUCCAAUAGACAGGACAGAAUAUAUAUAUUAUAUAUGUAUUUAUUGUGUACAUGAAACUGAAACAAAAAUUCCAACAACGGCCUUAAACGACUCGCAACCAGAGCAGAUAAGCUGAAAUAAGCCCACAGCCCAGCGAGGUGACUAAAGUUAUGGCACACACUGUACCAUCAUAAAUGCCGACUACUGCCCAUGGUUAUGUGUGUGAAUGUGUGUGUAAUAGUGUGGGCGUGAAUGUGUGCAGGUGUGUGGUGUGAGGUGUGAGGUGUGCAUGUUAAUCCUAAUCUAAGAUGGCCACAUUUGUAAGUAACACUUAGCUACGAGUUUAUGUUUAAAGAACGGAUCAAGGAAACCUAUCGAUGGUGUAAAGGCGAUGAAUGAAUAAUGGAACCAUUUAAUUAUAUAUAUACACACAGAAACACACACACACAUUAUAUACGAUAUAUAUAUAUACCUACGAGUACUAACGCCCAGUACCAACCAACCAUACAUGCUAACUAAUUUAAGUAGCUUUUGUAUAUUUGCUUAGCUUAGCCCGGCGAUAAACCGAAACCGAAACUAACCGAAACAGAAAAGUUCAGCCUUGGAGAAAACUACAUACUUUUAUAGACAAAUUCGUUAAAUGGGAUGGGAAACCACUAAGACAGAAAUCGAAACCAAAUCUAAACGCAUUGUUUUUAUAUACACUGAUGAUGACGAUACCUAGCAUUACCCACAAGUACCUACAUAUUUGAGAAGAAACUAAAAACAAAAGACAAAGGAACAAAAAACAAACAAACAAAAAAUGAUAAAUCAACUUUUUAUUACUUAAAAAAAAUACUACUUGAUACGAGCCACAGAACUGAGCCGAGAACGGAGACGAUUGAGUAAUAAAAAACAAGCAAGUAAACAGCAUCUAGUGACUAAAUUAUUAUUAAUACUACAAUUAAACAUUGACUAGUUGAAAUUUAUACCAAGACAAACUCGAAUGACAUCUUCUUAAAGGCAAAACUCUCAGCCGAGGGAUAGAGAGGAUCUCCGGAGCAGAACUUGCUAAGCUUUAGCCCCCCUAUGUCGCCCAUGGUAGUGUAAUCAACUUGUGCCAUUCGAACUGCCUAGAAUUUGUUAUUAACUAUUUAAUACUAAAACUCAUUACGCGUUUUUUAGAUGCGACUAACCACAGAACUCUGUUAAUCCUCUCGCAGGUUGUUUCCAUUCCUUAUUCAUUUUGUAUAUUCAGAUUGACGAUGAUAUAUAGUAGGGUAACGAACGAAAGCGAAUAUCAAACUUAUACCAAGCCUGCGCCUGCAUGCCUAUACACCGAUCUCAAUACUCAAAUUUAAACUGCAACUUCUCCUCACGAACAAAAUGAAACAAAUACGGAACGAAAAUAAAGGGAAAUACCAAAUACACACUCGCUGGCAGCCACAAUUGUACUACAUUACAUAAACAUAUUUCAAAUUCAAUCAAAUACAAGUAAAAACCAUUUGUCUAAUGUGCUAAAAGAAGAAACUGAUAAU
Drosophila serrata is the source of this 5982-nucleotide messenger RNA. It is a transcript of the gene stj, whose product is annotated as voltage-dependent calcium channel subunit straightjacket. Gene Ontology annotation, molecular function: voltage-gated calcium channel activity. The record is from RefSeq and is a predicted model, not a curated record. Gene Ontology annotation, cellular component: voltage-gated calcium channel complex. NCBI's taxonomy places the organism in Eukaryota, Metazoa, Arthropoda, Insecta, Diptera, Drosophilidae.